This is a messenger RNA of Sinocyclocheilus grahami, 454 nucleotides long. Its product is annotated as methylcrotonoyl-CoA carboxylase beta chain, mitochondrial-like. NCBI's taxonomy places the organism in Eukaryota, Metazoa, Chordata, Actinopteri, Cypriniformes, Cyprinidae. Gene Ontology annotation, molecular function: methylcrotonoyl-CoA carboxylase activity. Gene Ontology annotation, biological process: L-leucine catabolic process. The transcript is spliced from 4 exons. Bases 31 to 333 code for a protein of 100 amino acids. Gene Ontology annotation, cellular component: mitochondrion; methylcrotonoyl-CoA carboxylase complex. The record is from RefSeq and is a predicted model, not a curated record.
GGCAGAGCAUAUGGCCCCAGGUUCCUGUACAUGUGGCCUAAUUCCCGGAUCUCUGUGAUGGGAGGGGAGCAGGCAGCCACAGUGCUGGCCACCAUAACUAAGGAUCAAAAAGCCAGGGAAGGAAAAGAGUUUACUGUAGAGCAGGAAGCUGCAAUGAAAGAGCCAAUUAUCAAACGCUUUGAGGAGGAAGGAAACCCAUAUUAUUCCAGUGCCAGAUUGUGGGAUGAUGGGAUCAUUGACCCUGCCGACACUCGACUGGUCCUAGGCGUGAGUCUGAGUGCUGCUCUCAAUGCUCCUACACAGAAAACACGCUUCGGUGUCUUCAGAAUGUAAAUCUGGUUUUGUAAAGAUUAGACAUUUUUAAUUAAAUCAAUUUACUAUGUCUUUUGGGCAGUACACACUAACUUUAUAGACUUGUUUUGUCUUUGUAUAACAAUAAAAUCUGUAAAACCAG